This is a messenger RNA of Diachasmimorpha longicaudata, 2398 nucleotides long. It is a transcript of the gene AP-2mu, whose product is annotated as Adaptor Protein complex 2, mu subunit. Gene Ontology annotation, cellular component: cytoplasmic vesicle; AP-2 adaptor complex. Gene Ontology annotation, molecular function: clathrin-cargo adaptor activity. The coding region runs from base 191 to 1516 and encodes 441 amino acids. The record is from RefSeq and is a predicted model, not a curated record. The transcript has 5 exons. Lineage: Eukaryota; Metazoa; Arthropoda; Insecta; Hymenoptera; Braconidae. Gene Ontology annotation, biological process: intracellular protein transport; clathrin-dependent endocytosis.
UUUGUUAUCAUUUUGACUAAAGUUGUACCGGAAGUGGGUGUUAGUCCAUCAUUGGGGAGAUUACCGUUUCUCCCCUCGGACCUUUUGUCACCGGGAGGAUUUUUAUUGGGUCACAACACGUCUGCGGAUUACAUUUCGGAGUAGUGAAAUGCUUAUAGAGUAGCAGAGGCCUAAGUCAUCCUCAAUCAAGAUGAUCGGAGGCCUCUUCGUGUAUAACCACAAAGGAGAGGUGCUGAUCUCGCGGGUCUACCGUGAUGACAUCGGUAGAAACGCUGUGGAUGCAUUUCGAGUGAAUGUCAUCCACGCGAGACAGCAAGUUAGAUCGCCAGUGACGAAUAUCGCUAGAACAUCGUUCUUCCACAUAAAAAGGGCUAAUAUAUGGCUGGCAGCUGUCACCAAGCAGAAUGUGAACGCUGCCAUGGUCUUCGAGUUCUUACUGAAGAUCAAUGAUGUCAUGCAGUCCUAUUUUGGCAAGAUAUCGGAAGAGAACAUCAAGAACAACUUCGUGUUGAUUUAUGAGUUACUCGAUGAGAUUUUGGACUUCGGGUAUCCCCAGAAUUGUGACACUGGAGUCCUGAAGACGUUCAUCACCCAGCAGGGGGUAAAAUCAGCUACUAAGGAAGAACAAGCCCAAAUAACGUCUCAAGUGACUGGGCAAAUUGGUUGGCGCAGGGAGGGGAUUAAAUAUCGUCGUAACGAGCUCUUCCUCGAUGUUCUUGAGUAUGUCAACCUGCUGAUGAGCCCUCAAGGGCAAGUCUUGAGCGCACACGUAGCGGGAAAGGUUGUUAUGAAGUCAUAUCUGUCAGGAAUGCCAGAGUGUAAAUUUGGUAUCAACGACAAGAUCGUUAUGGAGGCUAGGGGAAUGAAAGGUGCAGGGAGUCUAGGAGGUGGUGACGAUCCAACUGGCGCUAGAUCUGGCAAACCAGUGGUCGUUAUUGAUGAUUGUCAAUUUCAUCAGUGUGUCAAGCUAUCGAAAUUCGAAACUGAACAUUCCAUUAGCUUCAUACCACCCGAUGGUGAAUUUGAAUUGAUGAGAUAUCGCACAACGAAGGAUAUAUCACUGCCAUUUCGCUUGAUUCCCCUGGUUCGCGAGGUCGGACGUACAAAAAUGGAGGUCAAAGCUGUACUAAAAUCCAACUUCAAGCCCUCCCUCCUGGGCCAGAAGAUCGAGGUGCGCGUGCCAACGCCCCUGAAUACAGCUGGUGUCCAACUGAUCUGUCUGAAGGGCAAAGCAAAGUACAAAGCGUCUGAGAACGCCAUUGUCUGGAAGAUAAAACGAAUGGCGGGCAUGAAGGAGACUCAGCUGUCAGCUGAAAUUGAUCUUCUCGAGACUGACACCAAGAAAAAAUGGACACGACCACCAAUUUCCAUGAACUUCGAGGUACCCUUUGCGCCGUCUGGCUUUAAAGUUCGCUAUUUGAAGGUGUUUGAAUCGAAACUCAAUUACUCCGAUCACGAUGUCAUUAAAUGGGUUAGAUACAUUGGACGCAGUGGCCUCUACGAGACGAGAUGCUAAUGAAUGAGUUAAUUAUUGGAAAAUAAUUGAUUCAUUUUGCUGGUCAAGGGAAGUAAUUAGUUGCAGAUAACAACAAUUUGGUAAUUGAUUCAUUAAUCAGUUCAUUGAUUGAAGGAUUUAAUAUUAAUUGAUUGAUUAAUUUUUGUUUAAUCUGAACAAUUGGGCACAAAAGUUAUCUCUAUUCGCAAAUAUUCGGACAAUUAUAGAAAUAUUUCUACCAUUCAAGAAAUCCAAUUAAUCGCGGGAAACAUCAAGUUGUUUGUUGAUUAAUUCAUUCAUUGAUCAAUUUAUCAAUUAAAACCCAAAUUAAUAGAUCGAUUGUUCUUAAGAUAAAAAUUGGUCAGUCAUUUUUUAAUUUGUGAAUGAAUGAAUUAAUUGAUCAGUUAAUUCAUCAAUGUAACAUGGAAAUCAAUUGAUUAAUGAGUUGGUUAAUUGGGAUUGAUCAGCUAGAAGGGAUCUUGAUGAAAAUAAGCAUUCUUCAGAAUAACUCGAUGCCAAAGAGUUUAUCAUUUACUAAAAUUAAUGAAUAUCCCAGGGCAGAGCCAGUGCUGAUUCUGCUGUGUUAACAUAAUGAGAGGAGGUUAAUGGAUAAUGCAAGGGGGUUACCAUGACAAGUCUCUUAACAUCUUUUUGUUUUUUUAAACUGAAUGCAACUCUUUGGUACCAGUGUUACUGGAUUACUAUUGACGAAUAAUUGUUGGGGUUUACUUGGAGAAGAUGAGAGUAAUUGUGGAUAAUGUAAUGAAAAUCGUAGAUACUAUGAUUGAUGUUGAUAUUCAUUGUAUUAAAAUGGCGGAUGAAAUUAUUGAUGAAUUAUUGAUUUUGUCUGUACGCUUCGAAUCACAUAUUGAAUCUCGAAAUAUAUGUAUAAAUGAGAAAUAA